Trichophyton rubrum CBS 118892 is the source of this 1204-nucleotide messenger RNA. RefSeq lists its product as uncharacterized. The record is from RefSeq and is a predicted model, not a curated record. Lineage: Eukaryota; Fungi; Ascomycota; Eurotiomycetes; Onygenales; Arthrodermataceae. The coding region runs from base 322 to 639 and encodes 105 amino acids. The transcript has a single exon.
CCGAGGCCAUCCAUAUGAUCAAUGGCGUAUGCGAGGAGGCCUCCAAAAGCGCCUGCAAGCAAACCUGCAACCCAAAAGAGUGAAAGUCGUUUCUGGAAUUCAUGUCUUUUGUAGUAUGUGGCCAUCAAGUAUGCGCAGCCGGGGACAUAGCCAGCCUCAAACGCGCCGAUGAAAAAGCGACAAACAAUGAGAUCGCCAUUGUUUCUCACAAAGCCUUGACACAUGGAUGAUACGCCUAGAGAUUCAAUCGCUCAGUCAACAUGUUCAUUCGGACGAGAAAAGGAGUAGAAAGGAUAUUACCCACCCCACAAGAAAGUGAGCAUGCUGAUCCAAGUUGAUGGAGCAAACUUCUUCAGCAGGAUAUUGCUUGGAAUAUCCAUCAGAACGUAUGGCACGAAAAAAACCUGGACUGCAACGUUGAAUUGGUUUCCCUUGAGCUUCAAUUCUUCCAUUAUCCCCAAAACAGCCACGUUUCCGAGAUUGAUACGGUCGAGAAAGCCAAAGACGAAGAGGAUCCAUAGGGGAAUCAUCAAGUUAAUAUCAACCUUACGCAUCAUUUUCUUCUCUGCCUGGGGAGACAUGUUUCCUUCUCCCGCUGGGCCGCAUUCUGAACCGGAUCCUUCGACUACAAUCUUCUGAGGAGUCGUCUUCUCCCCUACUGCCAGAUCCGCCAUAUCUUCUGGUAUUGUGAAGUUUCAAGAAAAGUCGUCAAAAACUGCGCCGAUUCCGCGAAUUGUGGCAGAAAUGGCGAAGGAGGAAUGAAACCGAGUGUCUUCCACAGCCAUCUUCAUUUAUGGGUGCAGAAUUUUCUUCGAACCUGGCAUGCAGAGUACAAAAGUCCAGGAAGUGCAGGGUCUAGAGCCCGAAGUCCGGAGUCCAGAGUACAAACCUGCCGUCUGCUCGGGCAGAAUGGUAGCAUCGGCCCUAAGGCAAGUCAAGACCUGGGUGUAUGUACACUAGUAAAGGGAAACGGAAGGAUCCAUGUCGACUGGUAGAUUGCUUGCAGUGGCCCAAGAAAUGGAUAAUGUCGUGUCUACCACAUGGUUUUAUGCUGUGUGGGUAUACUCCGGCUCCGUACUCCCGCCCUGAGGUAACUAUAACUAACUCCUUAAUGAAUCCACAAUACAUAAGAGAACUAUCCAGUUGCUGUCAACAACGGGAGGGGAUAGAAGUUUUGUAGUCCCGUCGAAACAAGCCCUGUGCA